AUGGAACAAUUUAUCGAGGGGACCCGGUCCAAUAACUUCCGAUGGCAUCUGCUCCUGCACCCGCCAGUUGAUUUUGAGGCAUCGGGCAAACUUGUUGAAGAUCUGAAAAAGCUGGAGGUGGCUACAUCUGCACCGCGGGAAUGCAUGGUAGUGGGAGACAAUGCUGGGAUGGAAGUUGGAUACCAACCGGGACACAGAGGCCAAGAAAUGCAACGACCGUGA
Messenger RNA from Echinostoma caproni, 222 nucleotides. The record is from the annotation of a GenBank genome assembly. NCBI's taxonomy places the organism in Eukaryota, Metazoa, Platyhelminthes, Trematoda, Plagiorchiida, Echinostomatidae.